GCCUGUCUCCACGCAGCUCGCAUAUCCGCCAUGCCUGGGAUCCGACCAAGUCGGUGGCGCAGAACCUGGCCGAGAUGGGCCUGGCCGAGGAUCCCAACAAGGCCGUCCCCAUCCCCAAGAAGAAGCUGCUGGGGAUGGAAGUGGAAAGCGAUGGACGGGAGCAAGGAAAGAAAAUAGUGCGGAAGCCCUAUGUGGUGAACGAGAUGGAAUAUGAGGCAAGUCUCCCCGAGAAGAAGUCAAACACGCUCUCACGAGAUCUCAUUGACUACGUGCGGUACAUGAUACAGAACCACGGGGAGAACUACAAGGAAAUGGCUCGAGAUGAGAAGAACUACUACCAGGAUACUCCCAAGCAGAUUAAGAGAAAGAUCAAUGUGUACAAGAAUUUCUAUCCUGAGGAGUACAAGGAUUUCAUUGCAUCACUCAAGCAGGAGAAGAUGGAUGUGCAGUGACUGCCCUUUUUUCUCAGGUUUGCCUGCAAGUGCAGGUUUGAUGUGACCAUCU
This is a messenger RNA of Fulmarus glacialis (Northern fulmar), 504 nucleotides long. RefSeq names its product NOP16 nucleolar protein (gene NOP16). The transcript is spliced from 4 exons. Gene Ontology annotation, biological process: ribosomal large subunit biogenesis. The record is from RefSeq and is a predicted model, not a curated record. Gene Ontology annotation, cellular component: nucleolus. Lineage: Eukaryota; Metazoa; Chordata; Aves; Procellariiformes; Procellariidae. Bases 75 to 452 code for a protein of 125 amino acids.